AAAGAUAGUAGGUAGGGUAAACACCACAUUACACUACACCAAAAGCUGCAACAUAAUUCAAAAGCAAAAACCAACAACUCACAUUCUCUCAUUCAAUUUUUUUUUUUUUUGUAACAACGAUGAUAGAAGAACAACGUCAUGGACCCCCACACGGCAUUCUCUUAGCCGUCGUUGUAGUAGCAGUUAUCUUAGUCCCAACAAUCCUCGGUGAAAAUGGCGAAGCAAUUACUGAUUUCAUCUCCGAUCUUCUUACCCCAAUAGGCCUUCUCUUACUCCCUAUUAUCCUCCUACUCACUAUCCAGUUCCUCUCCUCCGACACUGGCUCAUUCAUCAACACCAUUUUCUCCACCGGCGAACCUAAUUCCAUUCACCGGGUAAGUGGAUCUCCGGUUGGUGUUGCUCUUCUUCUCGCACUCACAUUGUUCCUUCUUUAUAACCGCUUUUCAAUCUUCGGUGGCGAUGAUGAUUCCGGCGACUGAAAUUUUGCUAGAUCUAUUAUUGUACUUGUCUUUUAUUUUGGAGUGUAUUUGUAAAUAGUGAAGGCUACCGGCGGCCAUGUAGUAUUGUACGGACUAGUUAUGGAGAAUUUUCUGUUUUGAACAAGUUAUUUGUUUAUCAGUUGCAUGAAUCAUAUGUAUUUAUUUUAUUUUAUUUAACCUGUAUUUGUUUCUAUUUGA
This is a messenger RNA of Solanum pennellii, 677 nucleotides long. RefSeq lists its product as uncharacterized. Bases 120 to 479 code for a protein of 119 amino acids. The record is from RefSeq and is a predicted model, not a curated record. The transcript has a single exon. Lineage: Eukaryota; Viridiplantae; Streptophyta; Magnoliopsida; Solanales; Solanaceae.